Chaetura pelagica (chimney swift) is the source of this 252-nucleotide messenger RNA. Its product is annotated as grifin-like. The coding region runs from base 1 to 252 and encodes 83 amino acids. Gene Ontology annotation, molecular function: carbohydrate binding. The transcript is spliced from 4 exons. The record is from RefSeq and is a predicted model, not a curated record. Lineage: Eukaryota; Metazoa; Chordata; Aves; Apodiformes; Apodidae.
AUGGCUGGCACGUGUGGCCAGCGACGCAGGAACAGCUGCCAGCCCUCCCUGCCCAAGCAGUUCAAGGCCCUGUACCCAGAGGGGACAUGUCCUGGCUGGUGUGUCAUGGUCAAGGGUGAGACCAGCUCCCACACAAGCAUGUUUGAAAUUAAUCUGCUCUCUCACCAAAUUGUUCUCCACUUUAACCCUCACUUCUCCAGCUCCAAAACUGUCUGUAACUCCCUCCUCACCAACCACUUGGGAAAGGAAUAG